Messenger RNA from Postia placenta MAD-698-R-SB12, 1188 nucleotides. RefSeq lists its product as hypothetical. Lineage: Eukaryota; Fungi; Basidiomycota; Agaricomycetes; Polyporales; Adustoporiaceae. The transcript is spliced from 10 exons. The record is from RefSeq and is a predicted model, not a curated record. Gene Ontology annotation, molecular function: oxidoreductase activity. Bases 38 to 1057 code for a protein of 339 amino acids.
GAGGACCUUCUAUCCCGAGGCCCGCCGCACAACAGACAUGGCAGAGCAGAUGCACGCAGUGCUCAUCAAAGAUGAAAAGGGGCCAAUUGAAAACCUCUAUCUCGGUAAGACCGCAAAGCCUGUGCCAGGAGCGGGCCAAGUACUGGUGAAGGUCAAGGCGUUCGGCCUCAAUCGGAUGGACAUCCUGCAGCGCGAGGGGCACUACCCUCUUCCCCCCGGCGCGCCCACCAUCCUCGGCGUCGAGUUCUCCGGGCACAUCGUAGCCCUUGGGCAGGGUGUCGCCGGUUGGAAAGAGGGGGACGAAGUCAUUGGACUCGCGUCCGGGGGCGCCUACGCGGAGUUCAUCAUUGUCCUGCAGACGCACGUCCUCAGGAAGCCCACCCAUCUGUCCUGGACGGAAGCGGCCGGAAUCCCUGAGAACUUCCUCACAGCGUUCCAGGCGCUCAUUGUGAUUGCUGAGGCGAACAAGGGCGACAAUGUCCUCAUUCACGCAGGCGCCUCCGGUGUCGGAGUUGCUGCUAUCCAGCUGGCGCGGCUCUACGGCGCGAGGACCGUCACCGCGACGGCUUCAACUGCCGACAAGCUAGAUUGGCUCAAGUCAAUUCCCAGCGGCGCGACUCACGUCGUGAAUUACAAGACCCAGAACUUUGCAGAGGAGGUCAAGAAAAUGACCAAUGGCAACGGCGUGGACAUCAUCAUUGACUUCGUUGGCCAAAGCCACUGGCAAAAGAACAUCGAUGCCCUUGCAAGGGAUGGCAGGAUGACAAUGCUUGGACUGCUUAGUGGUGGUAAAGUCGACUCGUUCAAUCUGGGUCCACUCCUGUACAAGCGUCUCCGCAUCGAGGGCUCCACGCUUCGUUCCCGCUCGCCCGAAUAUACUGCAGACUUAAUCGAGAGAUUCCAGCGUGACGCUCUGGGCCACAUCACGGGAGCUAACGGGGAUGGCGCAUUGCGGAUCUACAUCCACAAGGUGUACCCCUGGAAUGAUAUACAGGCAGCACACCGUGAGAUGGAGGACAACAAGAACAGUGGGAAGAUCGUCGCCGAGGUGGUGUAAGAUAGGCUUGCACCCGCGACGGACAUUGCAAGCAUGCGUGGCUGACGGAAUGUUAAGUUCGAGCAUUGUAAAUGUCUGACGGAAUGUUGUGAGUGUAGUCGAUGCUGGCAAGAGCCCGUGUUAUGGAAGCC